AUGUUUCCAGGCUCCGGUCACAACACCUACGGAGGAUACCCUCCUCCACAAGGUCCUCCUCCUAACAAUAAUGGCUACAACUCUGGCCCCAAUAAUAGCUACAGGCAACAGGGCUAUUCUCGUCCACAGGGACCUCCUCCAGGUCAGUAUGAUCAACAAUCCCAGUACUCUCAGCAAUCUCAACCAUCUGCUCCUCCUCAAGGAGGCACUGGCUAUGGCGACCAGAGUCAAUGGGGACGUCCUACAGGGCCCCCUCCAUCUGGAUCUCAGUCCUUCGGUCAGAAUUCUGGCUACACGUUCCAAUAUUCGAACUGUAGUGGGCGUAAAAAGGCGCUUUUGGUAGGAGUAAACUACUUUGGCUCACCAAACGAAUUGCGGGGCUGCAUCAACGACGUCAAGAACAUGAGUUCGUUUCUUGUUGACCAUUGGGGCUACCAGUGGAACGACAUUGUCAUUUUGACAGAUGACCAGAACGAUAUAUCUCGAGUUCCAACCAAGAACAACAUCAUCAGGGCGAUGCAAUGGCUUGUUAAGGAUGCACGUCCUAAUGACUCGUUGGUAUUCCACUAUUCUGGUCACGGGGGUACAACAGCGGACACGGAUGGAGACGAAGAAUCUGGUUACGAUGACGUUAUCUACCCUGUUGAUUUCCAGCAAGCUGGUCAUAUAGUGGAUGAUGACAUGCAUGCAAUUAUGGUAAGACCUCUUCCUCCUGGUUGUCGUUUGACGGCUUUGUACGACUCUUGCCAUUCUGGAACCGCUCUCGACUUACCCUAUGUGUACUCCACUAAGGGAGUAGUCAAGGAACCUAAUUUGUUGAAGGAUGCAGGCUCGGAUGCACUUAAUGCAUUCAUUAGUUAUGAGCGAGGCAACAUUGGAGGUGCCAUUUCGUCGCUUACUGGAUUGGUUAAGAAAGUAGCCCGCCAAGGCUCUACCAACCAGGACCAGGUAAGACAAGCUAAGUUCUCUGCAGCUGAUGUGAUCUCGAUUUCUGGGUGUAAGGAUGACCAGACUUCUGCUGAUGCAAAGGAAAACGGCCGAGCCACCGGUGCUAUGUCGUGGUCGUUCAUCAAAGUGUUGAACGAGCUCCCCAACCAGUCGUACUUGUCUCUUUUGAACAAUAUGAGAACGAUCUUGGCGGCCAAGUACUCGCAAAAGCCGCAAUUGAGUUGUUCUCAUCCUCAGGAUAUGAACAUUCAAUUCAUCAUGUAA
Molecule: messenger RNA, 1212 nt
Organism: Scheffersomyces stipitis CBS 6054
Lineage: Eukaryota; Fungi; Ascomycota; Pichiomycetes; Serinales; Debaryomycetaceae
Product: caspase family protein
Exons: 2
Coding region: 1-1212 (403 amino acids)
Biological process (GO): proteolysis
Molecular function (GO): cysteine-type endopeptidase activity
Source: RefSeq, a predicted model, not a curated record